Messenger RNA from Acomys russatus (golden spiny mouse), 890 nucleotides. It is a transcript of the gene Tmbim4, whose product is annotated as transmembrane BAX inhibitor motif containing 4. Gene Ontology annotation, cellular component: membrane. The transcript is spliced from 7 exons. Gene Ontology annotation, biological process: negative regulation of apoptotic process. The record is from RefSeq and is a predicted model, not a curated record. Bases 127 to 843 code for a protein of 238 amino acids. Lineage: Eukaryota; Metazoa; Chordata; Mammalia; Rodentia; Muridae.
GGUGCUCGCUCCAGCGAGGCAGUUCGGCUAGUUCUGUCUGGCGGCCAUCCCGGAAGUGGAUGAAGGCGGUUGUGGUCAGUGUAGGCUCCCUCCUGGGCCGCGGUAGGUACGGGUGCCACAGACGACAUGGCUGACACGGACCCGCGCUAUCCCUGCUCCUCCAUCGAGGAUGACUUCAACUAUGGCAGCUGCGUGGCGUCGGCCAGCGUGCACAUCCGCAUGGCCUUUCUCAGAAAAGUCUACAGCAUCCUGUCUCUGCAAGUUCUCCUCACUACACUGACCUCUGCCCUGUUCCUGUAUUUCGAGUCUCUGCGCACAUUUGUCCAUGAAAGCCCGGCCUUAAUUUUGGUGUUUGCUCUGGGAUCUCUGGGUUUGAUUUUCGCAUUGACUUUGCACAGACAUACACACCCUCUGAACCUCUACCUGCUUUUUGCAUUCACACUGUUGGAAGCUCUGACCGUGGCCGUUGUCGUUACUUUCUAUGAUGUGUAUCUGGUUCUGCAAGCUUUUAUACUGACUACAGCAGUCUUUCUUGGCUUGACUGCCUACACUCUGCAGUCAAAGAGAGAUUUCAGCAAGUUUGGAGCAGGGUUGUUUGCAGUUCUGUGGAUUUUGUGCUUAGCAGGGUUCUUGAGGGUGUUUUUCUAUAGUGAAACAGUGGAGCUGGCCGUGGCUUCUCUAGGCGCCCUUCUUUUCUGUGGAUUCAUCAUCUAUGACACACACUCGCUGAUGCACAAACUCUCGCCUGAAGAGUACGUGUUAGCUGCCAUCAGUCUCUACUUGGAUAUCAUCAAUCUGUUCCUGCACCUGCUAAGGGUUCUGGAAGCAGUUAAUAAAAAGUAAUUGAACAGUAUUCAAAGACUGUUUUAUUAUGUAAAAAGACUUAUACU